UCACUUAGCUGAACCAAGCCUCAAUCACCGAUAAACCCUUUUUCUCCCGCACGCUCAAAGACCUUAGCUUGACCCAGUUCUCUCUCCGACCUCGGUUAUGUCCACCGCCGAAGCCACCGAGAACGGUGCCACCACGGCGCCAGAGCCCCAGCCACCUGUGGUCGCAUCGGACAAUGCCUCCACCGCCGUCUUAGCCACCGCUGACACCACCAACACCAAGGCUGCUACUGAUGUGAACGCCACCCAGGGUAACCCAUCGAAUGAGGAACCCGAGUCCGAGCUUCCUAAGGCAGAUGAAGCUUCCGCCGAUCAGCCCUCUGCUACAACCACCAACACCGCCACUCCACCUGAGAAGAGGUGGCCGGGUUGGCCUGGGGAUUGCGUGUUCCGGCUCAUUGUGCCGGUCCUCAAGGUAGGUAGUAUUAUCGGCCGGAAGGGAGAGCUCAUUAAAAGGAUGUGCGAGGAGACUCGAGCGCGCAUUCGCGUUCUCGAUGGUGCCGUUGGCACUCCGGAUCGAAUUGUACUCAUAUCAGGGAAGGAAGAGCCAGAGGCACCUCUUUCCCCUGCAAUGGAUGCUGCAAUAAGGGUAUUUAAGCGUGUCUAUGGAUUAUCUGAAGGUGAUGGUGAGAGUAAAGCAUCAGCACCUGCUGCUGUUGCAUACGUUUCUGUUCGUCUGUUGGUGGCAUCAACACAGGCUAUCAAUUUGAUUGGAAAGCAAGGUUCAUUAAUUAAAUCUAUACAGGAGAGUACUGGUGCUUCUGCUCGUGUAUUGUCUGGAGAUGAGGUGCCAUUUUAUGCUGCUGCGGAUGAGAGGAUUGUAGAGUUGCAGGGAGAAGCCUUGAAGGUCCUUAAGGCUCUGGAAGCAGUAGUUGGCCACCUACGAAAGUUCUUGGUUGAUCAUAGUGUUCUUCCCCUUUUUGAGAAAAAAACUUACAAUGCAACAACCUCACAAGACCGCCAAGCAGAUGCCUGGGCUGACAAGACGUCUCUGCAUAGUGCUUCACAAACUAGCAUUAGUGCAGAUGUUCCUCUUUCAAGCAAAAGGGAUUCUCUCUUUGUUGAACGUGAAAUUCAUUUGGAUUCACAACUCCCAUCCUCUGCAAUGUCACUCUAUGGGCAAGAUUCUUCACUUUCUGGUGUUCGUUCUUCAACACUUGGUCGUGCCGGGGCUCCCAUUGUUACCAAUGUGAUACAAACAAUGCAAAUACCACUAUCCUAUGCUGAAGACAUCAUUGGGAUUCAAGGGACUAAUAUUGCUUACAUUCGCCGUACUAGUGGAGCCAUACUGACUGUGCAAGAGAGCAGGGUGCCUGAUGAAAUUAUUGUUGAAAUUAAAGGCACCACAACACAAGUUCAGUUGGCACAGCAGUUGAUUCAGGAAGUGAUAAGCAAUCACAAAGAACCAGCCUCUAGCAGUUACGGUAGGUUAGAUAGUGGUGGUCUGAGGUCUUCAUAUGCUCAGUUGGGCGGCGGUACAUCCUACUCAUCUUCUUCAGCGUCCGCACAGCCCUACACAGGUUAUGGCUCUUCUGGUUUAGGAGGCUAUAGUACUUUUAGACUCUGAAGUUAAUCUCCCUAAGCUCAUGAGUGCUCUGUUUUUGGGCUUAGUUUCUUCCUAAUUGGAUCUGAUUGAGGAAAGUUAAUGCUGUACUAUUUCUCAUAGACAAUGUAACGAGAUAACAAAAAGCCUUUUUCCCAAUUAUGCCUGCCUGUUUUAUUGUGUAUAAUUUCGUAUUGAUUUAGAAGCCUGAUGGUGGCAUCCACAGCUAUAGGGAGAUCAAGUUAUAAUUUUUAUGAUUAUGAUAUUUAGGUUUGCUAUUCCACGUUGA
Messenger RNA from Prosopis cineraria, 1829 nucleotides. RefSeq names its product RNA-binding KH domain-containing protein PEPPER. Gene Ontology annotation, cellular component: cytoplasm; nucleus. The transcript is spliced from 6 exons. Gene Ontology annotation, biological process: regulation of gene expression. The coding region runs from base 98 to 1564 and encodes 488 amino acids. The record is from RefSeq and is a predicted model, not a curated record. Gene Ontology annotation, molecular function: mRNA binding. NCBI's taxonomy places the organism in Eukaryota, Viridiplantae, Streptophyta, Magnoliopsida, Fabales, Fabaceae.